This is a messenger RNA of Cryptotermes secundus, 1508 nucleotides long. It is a transcript of the gene Cyp40, whose product is annotated as peptidyl-prolyl cis-trans isomerase D. NCBI's taxonomy places the organism in Eukaryota, Metazoa, Arthropoda, Insecta, Blattodea, Kalotermitidae. The transcript has 7 exons. Gene Ontology annotation, biological process: protein peptidyl-prolyl isomerization. Gene Ontology annotation, molecular function: protein binding; peptidyl-prolyl cis-trans isomerase activity. The coding region runs from base 241 to 1338 and encodes 365 amino acids. The record is from RefSeq and is a predicted model, not a curated record.
UCAGAAAUUGCGGUUGCCAGUUUCCUUAGUUCCUUUGUGUGUUAUGAUAUCCAUUGCUCGUAGUGAUGCGUAAUGAAUGUCGAAACUUGAUUCAGUCCUGGGUUAGGUUUACGUACAAAUGAGAUAGUGUUAGUAAUUGUUGUUUUAUUGUAAAUAUUUGGAGUUAUGGGUGUCACAUUAGUUCAGUAGGACACAUCUGUGGUUGAAUAACAUCCUGGCGUCAAUCACGAAUAACGGAACAUGGGAUCGGAUAGGAAUCCUCUGGUGUUCCUAGACAUCAGUAUUGGAUUAUGUAGAGUGGGACGAGUUGUCAUAGAAUUAUUCAAAGAUGUUGUUCCAAAAACAGCAGAAAACUUCCGAGCCCUGUGUACAGGAGAAAAGGGGGUUGGAAUAUUAGGGAAACCACUGCAUUACAAAGGAAGCCUAUUUCACAGAGCAGUAUCCCAAUUCAUGAUUCAAGGAGGAGACAUUAUUGCACAAGAUGGAACAAGUGGAGAAAGUAUAUAUGGAUUGACAUUUGAAGAUGAAAAUUUUAAAUUGAAGCAUUGUACAGGUUCACUGAGCAUGGUAAAUGCUGGCCCAAACACCAAUAGCUCGCAGUUCUUCAUCACCACAAUCCCAACUGAGCAUUUGGAUGGCACACAUGUUGUAUUCGGUAAAGUGAAGAAAGGACUGGGUGUUGUGGAAGAAGUGAGCAGAGUUACCACUCAUCAGGAUUGUCCUACAGUGAAAUGUUGUAUUGAAGAUUGUGGAGAACUAGGACCUGAUGAUGACUGGGGAUUGGGAGACAACGAUGGAACUGCGGAUGUUUACCCUCUUUAUCCAGUGGAUUGGGAUCCCACUGAGCAGCAACUUCAGAGUCAUGCAUUUGAAACUGUAAUAACUGAAAUAAAGCAGUCAGGAAAUUAUUUCUACAAGGCCAAGGAUUAUGUUCAUGCUGAUCGCAAAUAUAGGAAAGCAUUACGUUACAUAGAAUGGUCUCGAUCAAAACUGGGAGAGAUUAAGAAUGAACCAGUUAGGACAGAGUUUGUGAAGACAGAAUUGAAUUGUCUGUUGAACUUGGCAGCUGUUUCUUUGAAAAGAAGGCUGUACAGUGAUGCUUUAAGGAGUUGUGAGCUGGCCCUGAAAAUCAACAGCAAAUGUGCAAAAGCUAUAUACAGAAGAGGACAGGCAAAGCGAGGGUUGAAUGAUUAUGAUGCUGCACUGAAGGAUCUCAGAAAGGCCCUAUCUUUAUCCAGAAAUGAUGCGAUUAUACGUGGAGAAAUAAGUUCUUUAAAGAAAGUAAUGUUGGAUUACCGUGUAAGAGAAAAACUUAGGUGUGAGAAGAUGUUCAAAUAAUGUGAAAAUGUCAGCCCUGAAGAAGCAUGCUGCAGUUAUUCACAUGUCGCUAUUCCACCUUGUAGAAGUUUGUGUAUGAUAACUCACUGUAAACAAAACACUGCCAAACUACUACAUAUUUAUCAUAGAAAUAAAUCCUAUGGAUUGACCCCCCACCACAUUUUUCUUGA